AUGACAUCCCAGGGGAUGGAACCCACAACAGUGAAUGGAAGUCACCGGCCCAUGGAUGUGACCUGUGAUAAGAUCUUGAUCCCAGACUGGCUGAUUGUCAUCAUUGCCCUGGUGGGGCUAGCAGGAAAUGCAGUUGUCAUCAGUCUCCUGGGAUGCUGCAUGCGCAGGAACGCCACCUCAGUCUACAUCCUCAACCUGGCUGUUUCUGACUUCCUUCUCCUCUGCUGCCAUUUUAUUGGCUCACUGCUCAUCAUCACAUCCUUCAGUCAUGCCUAUAUAUAUAUUCCUCACAUCUUAGCCAACAUGGCAGUUAUUCCAUACAUCACAAGUCUGUGCAUCCUCAGUGCCAUUAGCAUAGAGCGCUGCCUCUGUGUCUUUCAGCCCAUCUGGUACCGCUGCCACCGUCCAAGACAUAUGUCAGCUGCUGUGUGUACCCUACUCUGGAUCCUGUCCCUAUUGCUUAGCGUUCUAGACUGGUACUACUCUGGUUUCCUCCAUGCAUUCCCUACUAUUGUUAGCUGGAAAAAUGUUGAUUUCAUCAUAACUGCAUGGCUGAUGUUUUUAUUUCUAACUCUGUCUGGGUCCAGCCUUGCCCUGGCGGUCAGAGUCCUUUGUAGUUCCCAAAGGAUGCCACUAACCAGGCUGUAUGUGACCAUUCUCCUCACAAUCCUGGUCUUCCUCAUCUGUGGUCUGCCCUUUGGCAUUUACUGGUUCCUAUUAUGCUGGACCCCAAUGGCUCUUGAGAAAUUCUAUUGCCAUUUUUAUUCAGCCACAGUUGUCCUGUGCUGUAUUAACAGCUGUGCAAACCCCCUUGUCUACUUCUUCAUUGGCUCCUUUAGGCAGCGCCAUAAGACUCUCAAGCUGGUCCUUCAGAGGGCUCUGCAGGAUUCUCCUCUGGAGAGGAAAGGUGGAGACAGAUGUACACAGGAAACCCUGUGUUGCACUACUCUGCCCUGGACCAGAAAUUCCUAUCUCAAUUGUAUGAACAUGUAA
Messenger RNA from Octodon degus (degu), 993 nucleotides. Its product is annotated as mas-related G-protein coupled receptor member X1. The transcript has a single exon. Gene Ontology annotation, biological process: G protein-coupled receptor signaling pathway. Gene Ontology annotation, cellular component: membrane. Gene Ontology annotation, molecular function: G protein-coupled receptor activity. Lineage: Eukaryota; Metazoa; Chordata; Mammalia; Rodentia; Octodontidae. The record is from RefSeq and is a predicted model, not a curated record. The coding region runs from base 1 to 993 and encodes 330 amino acids.